This is a messenger RNA of Didymodactylos carnosus, 993 nucleotides long. The record is from the annotation of a GenBank genome assembly. Lineage: Eukaryota; Metazoa; Rotifera; Eurotatoria; Philodinida; Philodinidae.
AUGCAUAAAAGUAUGCCAAGUGCCAAUGUUACUGCUGCACUCGUUCACGCAUUGUCAUUAAUUGGUCUUCUCCAAUGGUUCAUUCGAUUGGGUACAGAAAUUUUGUUACAGAUGACUGCUGUUGAACGUGUCAAUGAGUAUUGCCAUUUACCAGUAGAAGAAUUAAAAACAAAUGAACCACCAAAGCCUCAUUGGCCAGAGGAAGGGCAAAUUACAUUUGAAAAUUUGUCGUUUCGUUAUUCAGUCAAUUCACCAUGGAUUUUAAACAAAAUUGAUUUGUUUAUUCAACCAGGAGAAAAAAUUGGAAUUGUUGGUCGAACGGGAGCUGGGAAGAGUUCAAUUAUUCAAGCACUAUUUAGAAUGGCCGAUUUAGAAGGAAAAAUUCUAAUUGAUGGUAUAGAUACUAAAAGUAUUUCGUUGAACAGUCUUCGUAAUCGAAUAUCCAUUAUUCCGCAGGUACAAUUAAAACCUAUGAUUAUUCGUCUUCCCUCUGGCUUAUCUCAUCAAAUUACAGAAGGUGGUACAAACUUUAGUGUGGGACAAAGACAGUUAAUAUGUUUGGUUCGUGCUUUACUUAGAAGAAAUAAAAUAUUAGUUAUUGAUGAAGCAACAGCUAACGUGGAUAUGAAAACCGAUAAUUUAAUUCAACAAUCUAUAAGACAAAAAUUCAAAAAUUGUACGGUUCUUACCAUCGCUCAUCGUUUACGAACUGUAAUUGACAAUGAUAAAAUAUUGGUUUUAUCUAACGGAUGUAUUGUUGAAUUUGAUCAUCCUUAUCUACUGUUAUGUGAUACAAAUUCAUAUUUUUAUGAAAUGAUUAGUCAAGGAAAUAAAAGUGAAGCACAUGGUUUUCUAAAACAGUCCAAGCGUUAUUAUGAAAAAGGACAACAUUUACAAAUCGAGAAUGAAAUUGUUAAUAAAAUAUCUGACUUAUCUUCACGAUUAUAUACAUAUACGGAGUUUCCAAAGUCAACCAAAGACAUUAUCAAUUGA